Molecule: messenger RNA, 1533 nt
Organism: Sugiyamaella lignohabitans
Lineage: Eukaryota; Fungi; Ascomycota; Dipodascomycetes; Dipodascales; Trichomonascaceae
Gene: ACS2
Product: acetate--CoA ligase ACS2
Exons: 1
Coding region: 1-1533 (510 amino acids)
Cellular component (GO): cytosol
Molecular function (GO): acetyl-CoA synthetase activity; AMP binding
Source: RefSeq, a predicted model, not a curated record
AUGAUCCCCGAGGCAGUCAUUACUUUGCUGGCCAUUGUAAGAUUGGGUGCUAUUCACACGGUUGUUUUUGCAGGAUUCAGUGCUGGUUCUCUUAAAGACCGUAUUUUAGACGCCGAUGCCAAGGUCGUUGUUACUGCCGACCAAUCGUUCCGUGGUGGAAAAGUCAUUGAGACUAAGAAGAUUGUCGAUGAGGCUCUUAAACAUACUCCUAAUGUAACUCACAAUCUCGUUUUCGAGAGAACUGGUAAAAAGGACGAUUUACACUGGGUUGAAGGAAGAGAUUAUUGGUGGCAUGAGGAAGUGGUCAAGCACAGACCUUAUUUCCCUCCUGUACCAGUCAAUUCUGAGCAUCCUAUUUUCUUGUUAUAUACUUCAGGUUCGACUGGUAAGCCCAAGGGUGUGGUCCACUCGACUGCUGGAUAUCUUUUAGGUGCUGCCUCGACUUCAAAGUAUGUAUUUGAUCUUCAUGACCACGAUAUCUUGUUCACUGCGGGAGAUGUUGGUUGGAUCACCGGUCAUACCUAUGUGGUAUAUGGCCCAUUGUUACUGGGUGCUACUACUGUUGUAUUUGAAGGUACUCCUGCUUACCCCAAUUUCUCGCGAUACUGGGAUAUUGUCGACGCUCAUAAGAUUAGUCAUUUCUAUGUUGCUCCCACUGCCUUGAGAUUGCUCAAGAGAGCUGGUUUGGACUAUAUUCACCACGAUUUGUCUUCUCUACGAACACUUGGAUCUGUUGGUGAGCCAAUUGCCCCUGAUGUGUGGACUUGGUAUAACGACAAUAUCGGUAAGGGCAGGGCCCAUAUUUGUGACACUUAUUGGCAAACUGAGACCGGUUCUCACAUCAUCAGUCCCUAUGCUGGUGUCACUCCUACUAAGCCCGGUAGUGCAUCCUUCCCAGUGUUUGGUAUUGACCCUGUUAUUAUUGAUCCUGUAAAUGGCCAUGAACUGGAAGGAAAUGACAUUGAAGGUGUAUUGGCUGUUCGCAGUCCCUGGCCAUCCAUGGCUAGAACCGUUUGGAAUGCUCAUGAAAGGUAUCUCGACACUUAUUUCAGACCUUAUCCUGGCUAUUACUUUACCGGAGACGGAUGUGGCCGUGACCAUGACGGUUAUUACUGGAUCCGAGGCCGUGUUGACGACGUUGUCAACGUUUCUGGCCACAGACUCUCGACUGCUGAAAUUGAAGCCGCUCUUAUCGAGCACCCUGCAGUUGCCGAGUCUGCUGUAGUCGGAAUUCACGAUGACCUGACCGGACAGGCUGUCAACGCAUUUGUGGCUCUCAAGACAAAACCCACUGACUCAUCGGCCACUAAAAAGGAGCUUAUUCUGCAGGUUCGUAAGUCCAUUGGCCCCUUUGCUGCUCCCAAACAAAUCCUGCUUGUCGACGACCUGCCUAAAACUCGUUCCGGAAAGAUCAUGCGUAGAAUUCUCCGCAAGGUCCUGAGUGGCGAAGAAGACUCGCUCGGCGAUAUCUCCACCCUCAGCAACCCUGAUGUUGUUCAACACAUCAUCUCUGUUGUCCACGCUACCAAGUAA